GCAAAAUUCAACGAUGCUGUGGAAUGUUGAACAGGGUGUCCGUGACAAUGGACCGACCUUGAAUCUCAUCCUACAGACAGUUUGGGGACUGCUUAGCAUCACCGCGCUCCUGAGUACAGCGGUGCCACCUCUUCGCCGUUUGUCUCUCCAUGGACGUCUUCAAUCUACUCGCUCUUCCUCCGUGUUCAUGGUGCGCAAGAGUUGGUUUGGCUUCUUCUACUUGCUGGGGUGGACAUGGAAUGGCCUCGUCCUUGUGCUCGCCAUCCUGUGGAGCAUGUCGUCGUCCCCGUUGGCAUGCUCCGGCCCAACGUUGAUCUGCCUGGUAUGUCUGCAAUGCCACUUGUUUCGUCGCAUGCUGGAAAGCGUGUCCAUUACGCAGUUCGGCGACUCAACAAUGCAUGCCGCAGCGUUGAUCCUCGGCACCUGUCAUUACAUCAUGGUGUCGCUGUCCAUCGUGCUGGACGACGGCGCCCGCGACCCCAUGUCGCUCCACUGGUUCGACGUGCUUGUACUACUCGGCGGCCUCUCGCUCUUCCUCGUCGCGUCCGUCCACCAAAUGACAUGCAACGCCAUCUUGGCCUCGAUCAAGUCGUCGGCGAUCUCGUACGCCAUCCCCCAAGGCGACUGGUUCGACCUCACGUGGAGUCCGCUCUACUGGGCUGAAGUCCUCUUGUACACGUCGCUGGUCCUCCUAAGCCAAGGCCGCAACUCUAACCUCAUGCGCAUUGCGCUUUGGGUCGCCAUAAACCAAUCCAUCUCGGCCCAUCGAGCCAAGGCUUGGUACGUCGCUACGUUUCCCGCCGCCGCCGCCGCUCUCGGCCAUCGCGCCACCUUGAUUCCCCAUGUAUGGUGACGAAAAUAUGAAGAAUCAACUGGGAAUGAUCAUGUCAUUCAUGACCGAGUGGCGAUGCUCUAGACCGUGCUUGUUGUCUACUAGGUAGAACUACCCUAAGAUGAUGUGUUUGGCCUCGUACUAAGUAGUACGUACUAUUAAUAGUAAUACAAUGAUCCCAAAUGGCC
Messenger RNA from Aphanomyces astaci, 1020 nucleotides. RefSeq lists its product as hypothetical. The coding region runs from base 14 to 853 and encodes 279 amino acids. Gene Ontology annotation, biological process: polyprenol catabolic process; dolichol-linked oligosaccharide biosynthetic process. NCBI's taxonomy places the organism in Eukaryota, Oomycota, Saprolegniomycetes, Saprolegniales, Verrucalvaceae. Gene Ontology annotation, cellular component: endoplasmic reticulum. Gene Ontology annotation, molecular function: 3-oxo-5-alpha-steroid 4-dehydrogenase activity. The record is from RefSeq and is a predicted model, not a curated record. The transcript has 3 exons.